AUGGACGGAGCUCCUAGAGGUCGUGGCGCGAGAGGGCACGGUGCUAGAGGUCGUGGCGGCAGAGCUGGUGGUAGAGCUGGAGGCCGAGCAGGCCGAGGUCGUGGUCGUGGACUUCCGGAGGAGUCGGGAGAGAGUGUGGCACCGAGUGUGCAUACUGCGUCGGUGACCCAGUCAGUUCCGUUGGCGGGUGAUGCCAGUCUAUUGGCUCGUUUUCCGCCGGUGGUUCCACAGGGGGCUCCAGGAGUACCGCCAGUGGCAGAGGUGCAGCAUGUUGCUGCAGACGUUGCGCAGCCGGAGGCUGUGGGUGCGGGUGUGACCCGUUAUUUGGAGUUUAUGGGCCACAUGCAGAGGAUUGGUACGCCUUUCUUCGAGGGUAAGAGUUGGUCCGGAGGAGGCAGACGCGUGGCGUCAGAGAGUGGAGCGGAACUUUCAUUCGAUCCGUUGUCCUAUGGAGUACUGGGUGGAGUUAGCGGUCCACUAUUUGAGUGGCGAUGCUCAUUUGUGGUGGCAGGCCGCGGUGGGCCGGAGGGCAUUUUGGACUUGGGGCGACUUCCUUGUGGAGUUCAACGCCAAGUAUUUCCCGAGGCAGGCUCGUGA
Microthlaspi erraticum is the source of this 597-nucleotide messenger RNA. Lineage: Eukaryota; Viridiplantae; Streptophyta; Magnoliopsida; Brassicales; Brassicaceae. The record is from the annotation of a GenBank genome assembly.